ACGUUGACAGCCCAUUACCUCACACAAACUCCAUUUACCUUCAGGCAAAGCUGAUGAUUUCUAGCACUUAGAUGAAAGUGAAAUGAGUGUAAGUAGUGCUAAUGAAAACAUUUUAUCUCAGAUGAACUCUUCACCUCAUAUUCCUUCUUACGGUUCGAUUAACUUUUCCGACAAUGAACACCAGAUAUCAUCAUCUCCAUCUUCACAGCUUCUAAAGAUGACUCACAUGAAGAAGAUUAAGAAUACAAGCACUUGUCUUGAAGACUUUAAGGAGUGCUCGUGUGAAAUAGGAAACUCUACGGAAAGGAGACUACAAGUAAAAAUGGAGCCUUGGGAUAACUACAAGACAAUUGCACUAGUGAUACUGGUUAUUUCAGGAAUCAUCUGGGUUGUGGUGUUUGCCUCUUUAUUUCACUUCAAGAUGUUGUAAUUUUCAAUAUUAAAAACUAAUUGGUCACAUUUCAGUGACAAUUUAUGGCGCAGCACAGUUGUGAUAUCAUCUAUUUAUCGGUCGUUGAUUCGUUAAUUCUGAAAUGAGAGGUUGGCAGAACUGUGUUGCUAGGUUUCAAAAAAUUAUUUUUAAGUAAUUACGAAUUUCUGAAAAAUGUUUUAUUUUAUUUUUAAACUUUUGAUUGCGAACACUUCAAGUAUGUUGUAAUAUUUAAAUUUCCACCUGUGCCGGGAUCGCUUUUAAAAUGUACAUAAAUAAUUAAACUGUUGGACUUUUAUAUUGGUAUUCAGAUGCAUUGAUGUAGCUCUAUUAUUUACAGCAUAGCAUGUUCAACAAAUUGUGUGAAGAGAAUAAUAUAAGCA
Messenger RNA from Limulus polyphemus (Atlantic horseshoe crab), 813 nucleotides. RefSeq lists its product as uncharacterized. NCBI's taxonomy places the organism in Eukaryota, Metazoa, Arthropoda, Merostomata, Xiphosura, Limulidae. The record is from RefSeq and is a predicted model, not a curated record. The transcript is spliced from 2 exons. Bases 83 to 430 code for a protein of 115 amino acids.